AUGACCGAUCGACCGGAAAACCUGGUCGAACUCGCAGAGACUGGUGAUGUCGACUUCAUCGUUGGCGACUGGAUGUCCGAGUACUACAUGGCCAUCAGGGGCAAGAUGGUCGCCACUCGAGCACAGGUCAACCAGGUCGAUGCCUUUGAGGAGCAGUUCGUUCACUCCAUUGUCGACGCACUUCCAUUCAUCGAAUCUCGCGGUAUCAAAAUCUCACAGUCGCGUGGGUUGACGGCGACCAAGUACUCCAGCAAGUGCAAAAGUCGACUGGGGAGGGCCACGAGUUCCGCAAUAUCACCAACCGGUCAGCUUUUCAAGGACUGGGACUGCAGCCCCAUAUACUCUGCCCAAUGUUAUCUUGGUAGCUGGGGAAUCAUAGAGACUUUCAACGAAGGGGCCGAUAUUGUCGUCUGUGGUCGCGUAGCCGAUGCUGCCCCACGGUCGCCGCCGCAGCCUAUUGACGUGGAUGGUCGCGAGACUCUCUUUCGGAGCUCGCACACAGCCUCAUCGCGGGUCAUUUCAUCGAAUGUUCUUACUAUGUCACCGGUGGAGAUAGCUUCUUUGCUUGAGCGUCAACUCCGAGAAUAUCUCGACGUCCAUCCCUUCUCCCUUCUCAAAUUCACACUUACUGGGCCGGCUAAUCCCAACCCAAGCUCUCAGGACGCGGCGACUGUAGAGUUCCGAAUCUUUGCACAGUCUGAUAGUGAAGACGCAUUGUCGAAGAAGAACUCCCUCGAUCGUUGCUUCAACAUCAUUAAGUGCACAUACCCAGGUGCCACAUUCGCCGUCGAUACCCGGCAAGGCGUGCCGAAGCCGUACAAUGAGUACUUCGUCACAAUUAUCCCGCAGAAUCUGUUGAGUCACACCGCGCAUAUCCCAGCAAAGAGUUUAUUGAAGAAGAUUCCCACCCCAACAACAACGGCCGAGUACCUAUACGAGCAAGAAGUCGAUGAGACUGCUGAGCCUGUAUCACUCCAGAGCUUUGGCCCUACCUGCACGGCUCCUCUCGGAUACGUCGUGCACGCAAGAUCAGGAGACAAGAGUUCUGAUUGCAAUGUCGGGUUUUACGUUCGGCAUGCUGACGAGUACCCAUGGCUGCGGACAGUUCUUUCUUUUAGCUUCAAAACAGCUUCUACAGAAUGA
Molecule: messenger RNA, 1143 nt
Organism: Thyridium curvatum
Lineage: Eukaryota; Fungi; Ascomycota; Sordariomycetes; Thyridiales; Thyridiaceae
Exons: 3
Coding region: 1-1143 (380 amino acids)
Source: RefSeq, a predicted model, not a curated record